Molecule: messenger RNA, 4327 nt
Organism: Xenopus tropicalis (tropical clawed frog)
Lineage: Eukaryota; Metazoa; Chordata; Amphibia; Anura; Pipidae
Gene: rab39a
Product: RAB39A, member RAS oncogene family
Exons: 2
Coding region: 183-803 (206 amino acids)
Molecular function (GO): GTPase activity; GTP binding
Source: RefSeq, a predicted model, not a curated record
CAGUGUCAGUUUCUUGUUCAGACCUGGCAGAAAGAGGCAGGAAUGUAGAAGACAAGAAGAAACAUGAAACUGAGCCUUGUUACUGGAUAUAGCGUAAAAGGAGUAAAGACAGAAUGAACACUUUAGUCUUCAGCAAGCAUCUGUGAUUUACAUUGUCUGCAGAUCCCAUUUCUUGUCUGAGCAUGGCAUGUGCUUGGGAUUUUCAGUUCCGUGUACUUCUGUUGGGAGACUCAGGAGUGGGUAAGACUUCUCUACUCCAUCGUUACACGGAUGGCCAAUUUACAGACACAACAACAGAGACAGUAGGAGUUGAUUUCUGCUGCCGGGAAGAGGAGCCAGAGCCUGGUGUAAAAGUCAGACUGCAGUUCUGGGACACGGCAGGGCAAGAGCGAUAUAGAGCUGUGACACGUUCCUACUACAGAAAUGCUGCCGGGGUUCUCCUUCUCUUUGAUCUUACCACACGGCAAUCUUUUGAUAAUGUCACUGAAUGGCAUAUGGAGGUAACUGAGCGGACUCAAGCCAAACCAAUGGUGUUCAUGCUGCUUGGAGCAAAGAAUGACCUGAAGGAGAAGCGAAUGGUAACCCGGGAGGAGGCCCAGAGACUAGCAGAAAAUCUUAGUGCUCCUUAUUUAGAGACCUCUGCCCGAACAGGGAGCAAUGUGUCUGCUGCACUUUCACUUUUGUGCAGGGAACUGCUUAGAGCUGCUCGUUCGCAGGCCCAGGUAUCAACAGAUGACAGUAGUGGGGCCUAUUGUACAAACAAAGAAAUGCAGAAAAACCAAGAAGCAAAAUGCACAUGUUGAAAAAAAAACCAAAAAAAAAAAAAACAGAGAGUGAUUGUGCCUGUUAAUGGCAGUUUUGGUAUUAAUCUCACUGCCGGAGUUUGACAGAACUGAUGCCAUCAGCACUUUAACACUCUUCACUUUUACCUGGACUGUUUCCAUGAAUGGACAAACAGAAUCAGUAGAAAUAGUAAUUACAUCAGCCAUGUUUAAUUAAACAAACAAUCCUAUGUAUAUACAAAAGGUAGUCAGGGGACCAAUUAACCCUUUCCCAGCAAGAGGGUUGUAAACUUUCUGUCCCCAAAGUUAGACUCUUCUCUGAAGAGGUUGCCUUCACGCUCAUCUGUCAUCUGUGGCAGUUUGAAGGUGUCAAGAUCAGAAUGGCAAGGGAUUGCAGAAGUCCAAAGUCACAAAUGGAUUUUAUUUCUUUUGUGUUUUCUUAAUUAAAGCCAUUCUCUGUUAGAAAAACAGAGGGGAUGGUAAGUAGGCAGGUAAACAUAAACAGACAAAACAAUUUGAUUUGAAAAAAAAAAAAAAAACUAGUUUAAUUAAAGUUAAAUUAAAAUGAAAAUGCUGACACUGAUAUUGUUCUUUAGAGGUAUGCCAGCCCCACCUUGCCUGCUCUCCCAGGUGUUCAAUAUGGCACCAAUGGCUAGUUGCAAUGUGUAUGUGCCGAACCUGGGCAACGGCAGGCAAAUGCUGAACACGUGAAAGAGCAGCUGAGAUGAAGCCACUGCACCUCUAAAAAAUAUCAGCACCAUAACACCAUGUUUUUAAAGGAAGAGGGACACUGUCCUGGAAUUCAAGGUAAGCAGGCUGUGGUCAUCGGGAAGUCAACUUAAAAUUUUGCAUCCCCCAGAUUGGCCUUUUUUUGUUCUUUGCAAGUAAAAAUGCAACAUUGUGCAAAUUAAAACAAAGGUAGCAACAAAAAAUUAAUAAAUAAAUAAAUUAAAAAACCCCCACAAAGGCUUGGGUACACCAUUAUAACCCUUGGGUACACCAUUUUCUGUUACAUAAGCCUUUACAUGUCAUUUCUCCACAUCAAUUCUUAAACAAGACUGCCAGUCAAAGCCAACACUGACCUUCUACCAUAAUGGAUGGAUAUGAUUUUCUUACUUGUUCCCUAUCAGAGCAUGUUUCUCUCUAACUCACUUAAAAUGUAUCCAAGAUUCUAGCCACCCUUCAUGUUCUAAAGCCAUGACCACCAUUAUCCUUAAACCUGGCAAAAAGUAAUAUGGAUUCAUAUUUCUUACUCUUAAUGCAAACAUCCAAGCCAAAGUUCUAGCCAACCCUUCAGUGUAAGGUAUCUCAGAUCGAAUACACCCCAACAAAUUGUUUGGGUGUAUUGGAUCUAAUGUUUGGGGUGUAAGAUGAUUAAACAAAUAAGUUAUAAUUUAUUUGGAGAAAUAAGGCACAGAGUAUGGCACUGUAUUUACCAACCUUUUCAACUAAUGUGAGAGGAUUUGGCCUACCAAAUGUAUAUUUUAUUUCCUAGGCGCUCAAAUCCAAUACGUCUACUGGCGAUUUAAUUUAGAUCUUGAUAACCCUAAAACUAUACUGCAAGUGUUUAACUAUACAUUCAGUUCUCAUAUGCUACUCCAACUGAAGCUCCAGACACACAUGCUUACGCUGCCACUGGAAUUGAUAGCACCCUCAAAGGCAUGGAUCCAAGCACUAACCAUAUGUCCUCUGAAGGGCCAUACAUCUUAUGCCAAAUUAUAGGUUUAUACUUUGGACUGGAUAAAAGUCACAAAAGGAUCAAAUGAAAAAAGCACACUAUUUGAAAAUGGACAGCCACAUUACCUGUUUAUGUGCUUCAGUAGUACAAGCCUUUUUAUAGGGCCGAAUUUCUUCUGAACCAAAGCCUGGAAUCCACAUGUUCCACUGUCUCUCUGUGUAAAUAGGAGCAGAAAUUCAACAUCUCAGACUUGUAUGCUUGGUUUUACAUCUGAUGCCCGUGUCAUAUACUUAAUAAUCAAGAAGGAAGGCUCUCUCUAUUUAACAUUAUCAUAAUAAGGGAGGAGGGAGAAAAAAAUAAGGAAAGAAAAAACAAUCAUAACACUGUACUUUUUUUUGUACUCUGAAUCUGAUUUAUAAGUGGUGUAAUUCUUAAGCUGCACCAGCAGGUGACAUUGUAAUUUAGAUAAAAACAUUAUUAAUGUUAUUAUUAAAGGGCCAGUAUACUCCCAUUCAACAAGAGCAUAAUAAAUAGAGCUUGCAAUGAACAUACUUUUCGCCUAAUGUUUUAAUCAUGAAAGAUCAAUGUUUUUUGUUAAACAGGGCAAACAGGGAAAUUUAAACUACUCCAUGUUUAGUCUUUUGAGGUAGAUAAUUGAAUUACUAGUACACAUACAACCCCUCUGAAUAAUGGACUCCUGCUAGAAAAAAUAAAGGGUAAAGGCAGUGGGUUCAGAUUUUGAAGUGACAACCCCCCCCCCCCACAUAUAUUUAUUCAUGAAAAUUAUAGACAAUAAAAAUCUUGACUGCUUUUCCCAAGGAUCCCUUGUGCCAGUGCAUGCACACUAAUACACAGAAAAUCUUCACUAAUAUUUAUUUAGGAAAGUGUGAUGUGUGAUGUGUUUUUGCUGACUUUUAUAUUGAUUUAAUCCCACUUUUGCACAGAUUCAUCUUAGCUCAUGACAGGGUUUUUAUACAUAUUGAGAAAAAGCUGCUCAUGUGUAUCUUAUCCAAGUGGGACAGCAGAAUUAAACAAAAUACAAAGUUGGCAUCAUAUGGUUAUGGUUAACAUACCAAGAUGAAGCUGUACAUCCUUAACUUCUAAAGUGUUGGAUUUGCGGUGUCGGGCAAGCUGGCAGGCUGCAGAUACCACACUCUCAAUGAAAUCAUCUGCGAUCUGUAGAAGCAUCUAUGUGGACAGAGCAAGAUAAACACAAAUGGAAACUAUGCUCUUAAAGUCAAAUAUUGGUUGAAUGCUCACCGAUGGUAUAGAUGGGCCUGGGUGCUCACGCCCCAGACCUUCAGCUUGAGGGGGCCAUAAGGAAAUCCAAAAUUUAGAAGAUGGCAGGCACUCCAGGACUUGAGAAAAUGUAUCAAGCAGUAGCUCAAAAAUUGCAGUAAAAUCAAAAAUGUUUAUUUAUAUUAACACAUAAUGCUGCAUAGCCUUACACGUUUCGUACCAUCAUGGUACUUAAUCAUAGGCUAAAUAAAAAGACACAAAUUAGCCAAUAGCUGUACAGAAAAGAUCAACCAAUCAUAGUAUGUUGAGGUUAAUUGGAAGACCAUUAUGCAGUCUAAGCUUAGAUAUUAGAACAAAAACAUUAGUGUUAGGCAAUAUAGUAUACAGAUCUGCCAAGGAUAUCAUAAAUUGUAUUAUCUUUACAAAAUGUAAAUAUGUAUAUUGUAAAAUAAAGUUUAACCUUUCUUUUUUUUUUUUUGUAUUUAACUCUUUUAUUUUCAGAAUAAAGAUAUAGCUUCACAUCAUACAUUUGCAGUUUUUUACAUUGGUUUGAGCCUUCUUAUUGUCACAUUUUUAACAUCAUGUCACCUUAUAAUGUAGAUGCAAUAAAAGUUUAACCUUUCUAUUA